Molecule: messenger RNA, 1458 nt
Organism: Alternaria ventricosa
Lineage: Eukaryota; Fungi; Ascomycota; Dothideomycetes; Pleosporales; Pleosporaceae
Exons: 1
Coding region: 1-1458 (485 amino acids)
Source: RefSeq, a predicted model, not a curated record
AUGCCAGACGCUGAGAAUGUCUUCCGGAUAGAAAAGCGAUGCGUCGCAUGUGAGACGGCUGCACUGUCCUGCGAGGGCAUCAAAUGCAGAGCCAACGAGGUCUGCGUCCAGAACUCACGAACAUGCGACCAGUGCGCCUCUGUCGGCUGCCAGCCCGACCCCACGGCAGGCGAUGCUCCUGCUAGCAAGCCAAACGUCGGUGCCAUUGCCGGAGGAGUUAUCGGAGGAAUCGCCUUCAUCGCCAUUCUCACAUUCAUCGUAUGGAAGUACUGCCUAAAGGGAAAGAGGCGGCCCAUGUCCCAGCGGAGCGAGUGGCAGGAUGUCGACAUGACGGCGCAAGAGAAGGCCGAGAACGACUUCCAGUCACGGCGGAGCGCGCGCGCAUCCACACACACCGUCGCCUCGAUGGCCUCGUCCGUCCUCACCCGCGCCUCCAACAUCAUCCAGAUCGCCUACAUCCCCGGCGUCACGAACCGCUCAGGCCCCGGGUCGCCCGACCUGCUCGUCCCUCCCGUGCCUCCGAUUCCUGCCAUGUCGCCUUCGUCUGGCAUGAGCACCCCGUACUCGACCGCCGACCAGCACUUCUUCGUUCCCGACUUCCGCGACUCCAUGAUGUCUUCCAGCACCGCCGGCCGCACAAGCAUCGCUCCAAGUCUCGCCCAACGAGGCAGCGUUGCAUCGACCAUGUACCGACAAAACGCCAUCGUCUCUCCACUGCCAGCCCAAACCAUCGUACGCGGAAAGGCAGCUGUCGUCAGCGUCAAGUCGACUGCGACCAACAGCCCGGCAGAGACACCCAGCAUGGAGACACCACCUGUACCUUCAAUCGACCCCAAGCACACCGUCAAGCCCAUCCGCAUUCACAUGCCUGGCAUCAGCCCCGCAAACUCCGUCCGAAGCACCGCACAACUAGGCCCUGUCCGCGCCCUCAACAUUACCAAGAAGAGGAGUGGGAGCUCAGACAUGACACCACCCAAGAGCUCGUCCAACUCGACAACAAGCGCAGACCGAACGCUCGUCAACACACCCGAAGUCCUCGUACCCUCUGCGCGCCCACUCACCGGCUACUCAACCACCUCAUCAGAUGACGGUGUUGCCCACUCGCGUGCACGAAGAGGAAGCUUAGCAUCCGACUCUGGAGACGAAUCCGACGAUGACCACGUUCGCGCACGACAAACACUACUUCGUAGCAACUCGGGCAGCGACCGCGGCUCACCAUACCCUGAUUCCCGGGACAGCACGCCGACCAUGGACCGAAGUCCUUUCGCUGACAGCUCGUCGCUCGAACCACCGCGACCCAUCAUGUCUUCACGCAUCACAUCAUACGACACCUCGCUCGGCCUCCGCACACCGAUGACGCCUAUUGUAGAGGAGUCAUCAGCGUCAAAACGCGGCAGCACCGUCUCCAACAGAAGGGACCAGAGCCCGUUCUCCGACAACAACAAGAGCGGGUUGUAA